Coffea arabica (coffee) is the source of this 1031-nucleotide messenger RNA. RefSeq lists its product as uncharacterized. The record is from RefSeq and is a predicted model, not a curated record. NCBI's taxonomy places the organism in Eukaryota, Viridiplantae, Streptophyta, Magnoliopsida, Gentianales, Rubiaceae. Gene Ontology annotation, biological process: transcription by RNA polymerase III. Gene Ontology annotation, cellular component: transcription factor TFIIIC complex.
ACAUAGAACAAAAGAUUUGGGGCUAAAGUAAAAUUUUUGAAACUGCUUUCUUCUCCAUCGUUUCUCGGCCCAAAAAGCCCCAUCCCCACCAACGUCCAUCGCAGCCACUAUUCUACCCAAUUCCACGCGGCGCCAGAGUCGGAGACGGCGACAAUUCCGGGCAGUAGUCAUCCAAUCACGCGACUCUCUCCUUUUCUCUCUUCCUUCCUCUGUCCGGUGAGUUGCAGAAAAGAAAAGAGAGGGGGUUUUGGGUCCUGGGGUUUUGGUUUUGGCAGCUUCAUCAACCUAAAAAUCAAAUUAAUGAUGGAAGACAACAAUAUAAGAUGGCACCAGGAUGAUAAAAGGGAGGAAGAGGUGGAGGAAGAAGAGUACGUAUUGAUAAAUCUGGAUGCUGUGACGGACCUUGUUCACAUUCCUCCCAAUGCUCCCUAUGUUCUCUCUGGUUUAGACACACUAAAUCCAACUUUGAUCAUCGACGAGAAAUUUAGACUGAUAGGUGAAUAUGAAGAAACAAUUGGGACGUGCCUUGUUUUUAGCGAAUGUGAUGCUGCUCCUGAGCUCCAUCAAGAAACAGGCCCAUCUGAAGCCAACCUUUUCACCGGAAGAUGUAUAGUAGACAACAAGCGUGCCCCCACUAAGCAAGUCAAGCCAAUAACACAACUUCACAAGAUUCUAAAGUUUAGAUUGUCGCAAGAAGCAGACAUUGGAGAUUCUACAGCCAAGCAGACGAAUAUUGUCAAUAACGAGAAUUCAAACCUCAAAGUCUGAUGUUUUGCAGUUUGUGGUAGUAUAUUUUAGCAGUAGGUGAUUUCUUGCUAGGUAGCGUAGAUCGGCGCGUGCGUGUUACUUCUGGACUGUAGCCGGCAUAAUUCUUCGGUUGAUUUGUUUAACUGUAUAUGGGGAUACACAGUCGGUUAACCAUACCUUCGUCCUCAAAAGCGAUAAACUGUAUAUGGGGAAACUUAAAAAGAGUUAGUUUCCGUUGGUGUUUAAUCAAUUGCAUGGACCAUACUUUUAAAAAAAAAAAAAAA